Toxorhynchites rutilus septentrionalis is the source of this 4001-nucleotide messenger RNA. It is a transcript of the gene hrm, whose product is annotated as monocarboxylate transporter 12. Bases 1295 to 3421 code for a protein of 708 amino acids. The record is from RefSeq and is a predicted model, not a curated record. Gene Ontology annotation, molecular function: monocarboxylic acid transmembrane transporter activity. Gene Ontology annotation, biological process: monocarboxylic acid transport; transmembrane transport. The transcript has 3 exons. Lineage: Eukaryota; Metazoa; Arthropoda; Insecta; Diptera; Culicidae.
UUGUUAUCGUCAUCGUCUGCGGCGAGGUUGUCUCUAGCUGAACUGAAACACAUUGCCAGUAGUGACGGAAGCGAACGGCUCCGUCGGCCCCGUAUAUGUUCUGUUUUCCGAAAUGGCCGUUCAAUACUUCUCUAGACAUCGCCCGGUUCGCAUCGUCGGAAGCAGAUUUUAUUAGGGUCGCGAAAAAGCAAACAAGAAAAUAUUCUAUAAAGGAAAAACGGCAGCAAAAAAAACAAAAGGUUCAGACAACGGAAAGGCUUCAUUUCGUAUCAGUGUUCCAAUUGCCGUCUAGUAAACUUGCUAGACUUGUAUGAAGUGUGCGCGAAUUCCGAUUUUGAGACAACUCAUACUCGGUGUGGUUUCCCGAAAAGGUGCUAUCUAUCAAUAUAAAUCAGUGGGAUUUUUAUUCUAAAAUUCAAUUGUAACUUCUUUGUGUUAAAUGUUGUGUGACUGCGGUUAGGAUUGGGUAAGAGGCAACAUUUUUCUGGUUAUUAGUGAGCCGCAUAGUUUAGUGUUAAAGUCAAUUUAUCAUCCAUACGAAAACGCGAAUGAAGUAUCAUAAACUUCAACCAACAAAUUUUCUGCACGCGUAUUUCUUUACUGCGUUGUGUACACGGAAAAUUUCAUCCGAAUAAGCGUGAUUACAUAAAAAGUUUGCUUCAUCAGAAAUAAAUACAAAGAACAAAAGCAACGGAAAACGAGUGCAUUGGAAGUGUGUGCUAGUGAAAAUAGCAUCAGCCGGAAGGAUAGCAAAGCGAGAAAAGUGAAUCCGUGCUCUGAUUUUUUUCCCGUAAAUAUUAGUUGGAGCACAAAAAUCGAGGGAUGUCGUGUAACCGAGUUUGCAAGCAGUGAGAGAACGCAUGUCUUCUGUAAAUAGCGUACAGAGAUUCAUGACAUCAGCUGUCCGUAUCCCCGUGUGUUUGAUACAGCUGUAUUCAUAGAGUAUUGACCUCGUUGGGUUGUACUGUAUAGCAACAAAGCAAAGGUUCAGAACAAAACCGACAAUAACCUACUAAAUAUCAGAUUACCAUUGUUCGCUUUGAUUGAUAUUCAUCUGGAGGCACCAUUUGAGUGAUGACAAUUUUUUGUGCUCUCGUAACUAUUAUUACGUGUACAGCUGGAGUGGACCACGGGCCGCACGCAUGAUUGUGACCCAUUAGCGAAACAACCUUUGCGAAUCACCGGUCGUUCCUCUCGAGGAGACAAAUACUGUUGCCUAUGUGAGCUUGCAAAACCCUCGCUUGACGACCGAUAAUUGAUCAGAUAGCGGCGUGCCAACACCGGUCGCAACACGAUGGGUGAGGAGAGUAUAGAGUGCAACGAGGGUAAAUUGAUUAACAAAAACGGUGGAUACAGUCCUGUGAAACAAUCGAAUGACUACGACCUGAUUAGGAGUGACAGCCAGAAGAAGAUAGUCAAAAUUCAACUCGACAAAUCUGACAGCAGCAUCAAAAUGGCCCCAUCCCAGUACCACCAUGCCAGUAGCAACGGGAAGGUAGACGAGAAACUCCUCGUCCCGACGAGUAACGGCACAGCAGGCGCAGCAAAAGAUAAUCACGUCAUCGUGGGAGAUGAACUAGAGGACGAUGAUGAUUACGAGCUGGUACCACCGGAUGGUGGUUGGGGCUGGCUGGUACUGGCCGGAUCAAUGUUAGUUAACAUUCUUGUACCUGGCACAAUCAAAAGUUUCGGCGUGCUGUUCGUUGAAUUUCUAGAAGCAUUCCAGGCGUCCCCCUCGUCUGCCGCAUGGAUUCCGGCUCUAUGCUAUUUCCUGUACAGUUCCCUCGGACCUCUAUCAAGUAUACUCUCGGUGAAGUAUAGCUACAGAACCGUAACAAUCAUUGGAGGAACGUUUGCGGCAGCUGGCAUGAUCAUAACCUAUUGGGCGACAUCGAUUAAUUUUCUAUAUGUCAGCUAUGGUGUUCUCGUGGGGACGGGAGCCGGGUUAUCCUUCCCACCUACGGUUUAUAUCGUGACCUCAUAUUUCGUCAAGCUUAGAGGUCUAGCUAAUGGGCUAUGCAUAUCAGGAAGUGCUCUUGGAUCGAUCAUUCUACCACCAGUUUUGAGGUAUUUGUUGGUGACUUUUGGAUAUCGGGGAGCUUGUCUAAUAAUGGGAGGAAUUACACUCAAUGUCUGGAUUGCUGCUAUAUUUUAUCAACCUGUAGAGAAGCACAUGAAACGGGUGAAGAAAGUAAAAGAGACUGACCAACAAGUUGGAGACGACACAAUACUGGAAGAGUCGGAAACGAACGAUGAAUUGGAAGUGGACCAAACACAAGACCGAUCAGCAAUCAAACCCAAGUUUAUGAUAUCCGGUGAUGAUACUCCGGUAGCAACUCCAACCAUGGAACACAAAUCGCCAGAUAUUUUUCGAUUCAAUCCGAAGAACGGCCUUAUCGAUGGUUUUUCGAGAAGCGUCUCAGCCGCUGCUGUUCCUUACCACAAAGAGGAUGUUACCAAUCGACAGCGUAAAAUAAGUGCCACGAUCAAGGAGGAUCAUCGUAAUCUUACGUUCUCAAGUCAACUCAAUGAUUCCCAAGGCUCGCAUUUUCGCUUGCACAGACUUAACUCCAUGCGUAGCGGUCAAAGGCUACCGAAACGAUCCCCAUCGACAAGCAGCUUCCAGUACAUCAGCACACCUUAUCAUGGCAGCACUCUAUCCACGCAUCAGCCUAAAGAGUUUGCUUCUCACCUAUCGCUACGAUCGAUAGCGGACAGUUUCAAACCGUCCAAGCAAACUGGUGAUAAGUCCGAUGAGAAUUCCGGAUGCAAGAAGUAUUUCGAUCUCUCGCUGCUGACUGAUCCUUCAUACCUGGUGAUUCUGAUAUCAAACUCCACGAACGCAAUUGGAUACACAAACUUCAUUAUUCUGCUACCAUCAUACGCUCUCUCGCUGGGAUUCGACAAGAGUCUUGGGGCGUACCUGUUAUCGAUUGUAUCCACGCUGGACUUGGUCGGACGAAUCGGUGGAUCCGCUUUGUCCGAUACGAAUCUGAUUCCAAGAACGUGGUACUUCGUUGGCGGUCUAUCAGUUUCGGGCCUGGCUCUGGCAUUACUCCCUCUGGUCAACUCGUAUUCGAUGGUUAGUGUGUUCUGCGCGCUAUUCGGACUUGCUUCCGGGACGUAUGUUGGAAUUACAGCCGUACUUAUGGCGGAUAUGCUGGGAACUGAGCGGCUGACUUCAUCCUAUGGAAUUAGUUUAUUUGUCAACGGAAUACUGCAACUCAUUGGGCCUCCAAUUUGUGGGGUUAUCUUCGAGAACAUUGGCAACUAUCGGUCUCUUUUCACCGCCCUUGGUUUGAUACUUCUCGGUGGUUCGUCACUGUGGGGAUUCAUGCCGCUGAUUCAGAGGAACAAACGACGGAAGGCACAGAAAGCAGCGACACUCCAACAGGAGGCUGAAAAAAGUCUUAUCGCGUAAGCGAAGCAUUUUAUCGGGAACUGUGUGAUUGUUUUCAAAUCACUUGAUAAUGGAAUUUUUAAUUUUUGUUUUACUUUUCAAAAGAUGCACAGAAAUAAUUAAUCAAGAGGCGGUCACGCGUAUCGAAGAUUUCUUGUUAAACGUACCGCAAUCAAGGGGUAUUUAAUUGGAUAAAUUCUUACCAAUAAGACAUUCGUUUUUCAGCUAGUUUUUCAUCCUACACUACGAUGUAGAGCAAUUACUAACUCAAGCCGUUAUCUUUUAUAGGGGAAACAGGAAAACAAUACGAGUAUUAUAUUUUUAGCUAUUUACAUAUUGCGUGGAUCGGAUUCUAAGCUGAUUUUUGUUUUGUGCGAGAAUGAUUAGGUUAGGUUUACUGUGACACAAAUCAAUCUGCCAUAAAAACUGUUCGAUCCCGGAAGGGAUAUAAGAUGUGUGUGGAAUGUAUGAGUGUACAAUUGCGAGAGACUAUAUAAAUUCCGAGGUAUCAGUGAAUUUUAAUGAACAAUUUUAUCAAUGUAACUUGUAAUAUAAUUAUAGUUCUACUAACAGAAAAACGAAAAAAACAAUAUAAUAAUGA